Molecule: messenger RNA, 1728 nt
Organism: Ipomoea triloba (trilobed morning glory)
Lineage: Eukaryota; Viridiplantae; Streptophyta; Magnoliopsida; Solanales; Convolvulaceae
Product: probable serine/threonine-protein kinase PBL21
Exons: 5
Coding region: 164-1429 (421 amino acids)
Biological process (GO): protein phosphorylation
Molecular function (GO): ATP binding; protein kinase activity
Source: RefSeq, a predicted model, not a curated record
CUAAGGGGAGGGAUGAAUAGUCUCUCUCCUUAAUUUCAUGUUUUAAUCCUGAUUAUUUAAACUUAUUUAAGGAAUUGAUCGAAAGCUGAACAUUGUUACGUUGUAGAUGUAGUUUUGAUUUCUAUAUGAAUCCCUGAUCAAGCUGGGGUGGUGAAUUGUAUAUAUGUGCGAUUAUAAUAUUAUUGUUUGUGAUAAUUUAGUGAAAGAAAGAAAAAGAGAACUUAAAUUAAAGGUUGAUCAUAUGAUGAGUUGUUUUCCGUGCAUUAGCCCUUCCCGUAAGGAAGCCAUCAGGGAUUAUGAUGAGGAUCUGCUUCACGGAUCAAAUGUUUCUCCAGAACAUCAAAGUAGGAAAGGAGGUUCUUCGAGAGGGAAUUAUAGGGAGGGUAAUGGGCAAAAGGGCAAUGUUGCACGUAGUUUCACCUUCAAGGAACUCGCAAUAGCCACCCAAAAUUUUAAGGAAUCCAAUCUACUAGGAGAAGGCGGGUUCGGGAGCGUGUACAAAGGCGUCUUGGACUCCCAAUUGGUUGUUGCUGUGAAACAACUGGAUCAGGAAGGGCUGCAAGGGAACCAGGAAUUCAUAGUGGAGGUUCUGAUGUUGAGUUUGCUUCACCACAAAAAUCUGGUCAACUUGAUCGGAUAUUGCACCCACGGCGACCAGAGGCUCUUGGUGUAUGCGUACAUGCCAAAUGGUAGCUUGGAGAAUCAUCUCUUUGGCUUGGAACCUGGGAAGGAACCGCUGAAUUGGUACAACAGACUAAAGAUCGCGGCGGGUGCGGCUCGUGGAUUGGAGUAUCUGCAUUGUACAGCGAAUCCGCCGGUGAUUUACCGGGACUUGAAAUCUUCCAACAUAUUAUUGGACGAGGAGUUCAAUCCGAGGUUAUCGGAUUUCGGUCUGGCCAAAUUAGGGCCUGUUGGCGAUAACACCCACGUUUCCACGCGAGUUAUGGGAACCUACGGCUACUGCGCACCAGAAUACGCCAUGAGCGGAAAGCUCACCUUGAAAUCCGACAUCUACAGCUUCGGUGUCGUUCUGUUGGAGCUCCUCACUGGCCGUCGUGCCUAUGAUAGUGACGCCAAGCCCGGAGAGCAAAAUUUGGUUUCCUGGUGUCGGCCAUUCCUUAAAGACAAGAGAAGGUUUGUGGAGAUGGCAGAUCCAUUGCUGGAAAGACGAUUUUCGGUUCGGUCUUUUCACCAUGCGGUGGCCAUCACAGCAAUGUGUCUACAGGACCAAGCGAGCUUUCGUCCGGCCAUAAGUGACAUCGCCAUGGCGCUCGACUAUCUGGUGUCUCAAGCCCAGACCUCAAAUCGCAACACCGCCGCCGUGGUUACACCCAACACUACGCCGCCCUUAUCUCCCAGCUUGCAACUCAAUCUCAGCUUUCAUGCAAUUAAGAAAAAAAGCUUUGGAAACAUCACUUUACCGCUUUAAUUAUAUAUUUAAUCUAAACGCACAUACGUACGGCUCGGAGCAAUAUGCAUGGAUCAUUUUCCUACCUUCGAUCGAUCGAGCUGAGUCGAAGAAUAAUGUUACCCCACAAACCAGCCACCCACAAUUUCUAACCUUAGCUUUCACAUUGAAUCCAUCUGUUAUGAAAAAAGUGUGACACAAACAUUGUACAUCAUCUCGUUCAUUAAAAUUCAUUCAUGUCUUUAAUUUUUUGUAACAUAUCAAUGUGAAAUUUUUCUUUGUAAAUCUAUGCAAUAUUGUCCGGAAUAUGAUGACAUCAA